UUUCAAGUGCGGUAGGCGGGAGGCAGCCGAAUUGUGCUGUAAUGUUUUUAUUUGUAUUUAGUUAGUUUUAGAAAAAUUUCACUGGUUGUAGGACUUAUCCAUUUAAUGCAACAUGUCAGAGGAAACUGAAAUUCAAGAUCCUGCUGUUAAGAAAGCGCGACUAGUGGAUGAAGCUGGUCAAAGUGAAGAUGAAACAAACUUUGAAUUUGAAACUCUGCUUCGUCUCAAACCAAAGUCAUCUGUUGUCAAGGAUUGCCCAGAGUCUCACAUAGAAACAAAUCCUGAAACUGUGCUUUUAUUCGAACCUAAUCCAUCUACUGUCAUGGAUAUGCCAGAGUCUCUCAUGGAAAUUAACCCCGAACUUGCGCCUCUUAAUAAGGAACCAAACUCAUCAGUUGUUGAUUCCCAAGUGUCUCAUGUGGAGACGAAUCCUACAACUGCGCUCCUUAAUGAACCAACUUCUACAGCUGUCGUGGAUACCUCAGUAUCUGGAGUGUCUCACGUGGGAACAAAUCCCGAAACUGUACUUUUAAUUGAACCAAAUUUGGCUGCUGUCACAAAUAUCUCAGUGCCUCACAUUGAAAUUCCCACUUCAGCACUUCUCACCACAGGUAUGCGUAAACUUCAUUGUAUUCUGCCUGCAGACUGGAUUUGCUCUGCUGACUCAACAGGCUUCUCCAUUUGCUUUUUAAAUCUAGGAGCCAUUAAGAUUAUUCAAAGACAAAUUUUUGUUUCAUUUUCGGGUGAAGCAAAAGCAUAUGUUCACUGCAGUCCAUGCCCCAUGCUAGAUGAAAUCUUUAGUUUUGUACACAACCCUGUAAAGUUUUGCAGAGAAUCCAUAGAUGAAUUUUGUAAGAGUAUUAUGUCAUUGAUAGAAAUUGUUUUACAGCAUAGGGUGUGUAUUGGAGUGAACAGUAAAAAAUAUCGGGACAAGUGGCCAACCAUACCAAAGUCGUACAUUGAUUUAAAUCCGUAUUUAGAAACAAGUUAUGAGAAAACUCUCAGAUCUUCUAAAUGUUCAAAACUCAUAACCAAUGAGAGUGAGGAACCUCGGUGUGACUCCUGUUCAAAACUUAAGAAGUAUGUUAAAAAACAUGUAGUACCUGUAGAGACUCCAUCCCUGCAAUAAUUUUGUUUGGCAGAGCUACUAAAGUAAUUAUGAUAUGUAUAUACAUGUCAAAAUUCAAUGCAAGUUUAUUGUCAGGCGCCUAUAAGGUAGGCAGUAAUCUUUACAUAAUGUCAUUUCAAACUUCAAUUAUACGCUCACCACAAUAUGCUAAUAAUAUCAUCAUAAAAUUUAAUUACAUUUUAUUUACACUGAGAGUUAGCUUGGUAAGAAAGAUGAAUGGAGCACUACAAGCUACUUUUGUGAUCAGGUUGAUAUGCAAUGAAAAUAUUUUGAUAUCAAGAAGUUAAGAAAAACUAGUUUGCAAUGCUCCGUGCUGUCAUUUGAUACGCAAUACCCAGUGUCUUAAAUAUAUAAUUCUUUGCUUAACAGGCUAUCUGUAAAAUUACCGCUUGCAUGAAGCUUAUUGUCUGAUAUUUAUGGUAAUGUCAAUGUAUUGUCUUAAUAAUACAGCCUUAACUGAACAAAA
Frankliniella occidentalis (western flower thrips) is the source of this 1595-nucleotide messenger RNA. RefSeq lists its product as uncharacterized. The coding region runs from base 113 to 1129 and encodes 338 amino acids. The record is from RefSeq and is a predicted model, not a curated record. The transcript is spliced from 2 exons. Lineage: Eukaryota; Metazoa; Arthropoda; Insecta; Thysanoptera; Thripidae.